UCGGUAUGAUCGUGGCGAAGUUUUCCAAACCGCUUUUCAUCGGCAUAAGUGGUGGCUCUGCCUCUGGAAAGAGUGAAGCCUGUCGCAAGAUCCAGGAGGUGUUGAGUAAAAAGUCCAAUGGAAAAGUUGCAGUUAUCUUAUCGUUGUCUGCAUUUUAUCGCGAGCUAUCUCCGGAAGAACGGUUGCUUGAUGAAAGAGGUGUUUUCGAUUAUGCACACCCGAACUCGUUCGACUUCAAAUACCUGCUAGAAGUGCUGGGUAAAAUAAAGCGCCAUGAGGCGGUCACGAUCGUAUGUCGUGACUAUUCUGAAGCUCCAGAUAAACCCAUCACCACUCAACAUAUCCCGGCAGACGUCGACGUAGUUAUUGUUGAAGGGAUAUUGACUUUUUAUCAAAAGGAGAUACGUGAUAUGUUACAUCUGAAGAUCUUCAUCGAAUCCGAUGCAGAUACCCGGUUGUGUAGAAAAGUUCUUCACGAUGUUUCUCGCAAAGGUCGAUCGCUUGAACUCGUCUUGGAUACCUAUUUCAAGUAUGUGAAACCCGCAUUUGAAGAGUUCUGUCUUCCGACCAAAAAGUACGCCGAUGUAAUAUUGCCCCGAGCACCGGACAAUACGGUUGGCGUUGAUCUAAUCACAGAACAUUUGCUCCAGUUGGUCAACGAGAUCCCGAUGACUCCGAGUCACUGUGGUGCCGGCACGCGAGUUCGGAACCAAUCAGAGUCGUGCGUCGCUUCCAUUAGACCACACUGACGUGAAUAAUCGAUUUUCAGUGGUCUCGAUUCCACAUGACUUGUUAUUUCCUAUUAUUCACAUGGGUUUUUCGUAUGUAUCGUGCAAAGCAGAUACUAUUUACGCUCUGGACAGAGCGUGCUAUUGCUUGUUUUUGUGUGACUUUGUCCAUCUGCGGGACAUUUCUUAAUGGAUUGUGCGUGGUUGGAUAAGUUGAUUGAAUGCUAGGGCAAGAGGACAUGACUCAUUAUGUGAUGGCACCCUCAAUGGUUCUAGUACAGUAUUCUUCUCCAUU
Opisthorchis viverrini is the source of this 1023-nucleotide messenger RNA. RefSeq lists its product as hypothetical. The coding region runs from base 6 to 749 and encodes 247 amino acids. The transcript is spliced from 6 exons. Gene Ontology annotation, molecular function: ATP binding; kinase activity. Gene Ontology annotation, cellular component: cytoplasm. NCBI's taxonomy places the organism in Eukaryota, Metazoa, Platyhelminthes, Trematoda, Opisthorchiida, Opisthorchiidae. The record is from RefSeq and is a predicted model, not a curated record.